AUGGCAUUCCUUUGUCUAAAGUUUUCGGAGCCGGGCCGGCGGAUUUGCGUAGUAGUUCCCGGACCGGAGGCCGCACAAUGCCGCCUUUUUGCCAACACCGCCCUCGGAUCGGUGAUUGGUUGGACCCACACUCGGCUCCGGCCGGCGACCUGGGCCGAGCCGCUUAGCCGAGUUCCUGGGCCAAAGCUUCCCCUCCAUGAAGCCCUCCUCGUCAGUGGCCCAACCCCCUCGCUUUUCCCUGAAGGAUCAAGUUCAGCCCGCUCAGAUGACGAUGGCGGCAAUCUGAUGACUUUGUUUGGGGCGCGAAGAGAGGGCCUCUGGCCAAGAAACUUGGUAUUGUGUAAUUGUAGCACAUUCAGGCCCGUGCACCCGCUAAGCUUUAGCGCCAUCCCCUGCUUUUUCCAGGCGCCCGCUGGUGCUUUGGGAGGCCUUGCUGCUGGCAGUCAAGAAGCGUCGUCCCCUCGUAUCUCCAGCGAGUUCUACGACCACCCGAUCACACCCGUCCAACAGCGCCAGCGACGGACGCUUCCUCGCCGACAAGACACCGCAAGCCCCCGAUCGGAAGAUAGAUCGCCUACCCCAUCUUCCCAACGGACUCUCCGCCGGACCCCCCGCUUCUCAGCCAGCCCCAGUCCCAGUCCCAGCCCCCGCCCCCUCGAUACUACACCACGUCGGGCCCACCUUGAAGCGGCCACUGUUGGCAUUACCCCCCGGCCGCUCUUCUCGACAGUUGGCGGGCCUGCGCAAUCCGGACCGGCCGAGCAAGUAUUCCACUCCUUUCGGCGGCAGCUCUCCCAGGAGCUCAGCGACGAUCCCGAAGAAGCGUCGACCUUUCUCCCGUCGUCGUUCAACCCACACAGCCAGCAAUACCCCUCCUCGACAACACCCCAGCCUCACCCGGCCGUCCGGCUCUCCAAGAAUACCAAGAGUGCCAUCCUCUGGGCCCUCGAGGAAGCACUCCGGAAGCCGCACCCUUUCUCAUCCGAUCCUGUUGAGGAGAACGCUUCGAUGGCGGAUCUUCUCGCCGGUAGCGGCGGCCCUCCCACGACCAAUGGCCAUAUCACAUCCUCUUCCCGGCCAACUGCACCUCCGGCUCAGACUGGAUCCCCGCAACAAGUAAUCCGUGGCCCUCGCAUGAUCAUGCGCGAGCGAGCAGAGCGCGAGGCCAGGCAACGAGCAGAGAGGGAGCAGAUGGAGCGAGCCCGCGCAGAAGAAGAGGCUCGCUUACUUGAAGAGGCACAACGGCGGGCGGCUGAACAGAGACAGCCCGUUGCUGGCGCUGCUCCAGGCGGCGACAUACCCACAGACCCGGCUACCCAACGCCGGCAACAGCGUGCGCAGGAGGCGCAAUCGGGCUCCCGAGUCUCCGCCGGCAUGCCUUCGGCUUCUAUGCACCAUCAAUCAGCCACCGUGCCACCUCUGCGCCCAACUAGAGUGCCGGCGACUGCACAACCCCCACAAAACCUCGCCGCCACGCCUCAACCCGGCAUGAAUGCAUCGGCGCCUGUUCAACCAGGCGAGCCGUCAAACCAGGGCAUGGGCUCCACCCGUAUUAAGAAUACGUUCCCCCAUGCCUUUGAGCGGUGGGAAGCUCUCUCGGCGCAUUGGGAAGGCAUGACCAGCUUCUGGCUCCGGAGGCUCCAAGAAAACACAGACGAGGCCGAACGUAACCCCAUCAGCACGCAGCUCUCUCGGCAGGUUGCCGACCUCUCGGCGGCUGGCGCCAAUCUCUUUCAUGCCGUGGUCGAAUUGCAGCGGCUCCGUGCCAGUUCCGAGCGUAAAUUCCAGAGGUGGUUCUUCGAGACCCGCUCAGAGUUGGAACGGAACCAAGAGGUGAACGCGGUGCUGGAGACCCAGAUGGAACACGAACGACAAGCCAGAGCCGACGCUGUCCGGGUCGCUGCACAGAGCGACGCCGAGAAUAUCAAGCUCCAAAAGUUGGUGAGCGAGAUGCGGCGGGAAUUGCUCAUUUCCAAAGAGGAAGCUCGCCGCGCUUGGGAGGAGCUCGGCCGCCGCGAACAAGAAGAGCGCGACCGUACCGUGUCGCUUCAGCAGGGGCACCCGACGGUCGUUGGUGGCGUGCAAGUCGUACCGAUGACCCAGACCAUACCCAGUCGGACUGCAAGCCGGCACACCCGCUCGACCAGCCAAGUUGCCGAUACCUCGGACUACAUGGCCGGCCAAGGAAAUCAAUACCCGGCCUAUACCUCUGCGCCCCAGCCGCCCUCUUCGGCUGCUCCCGCCAAUGCCGUGCCACAGUCACCAGCUUCAGCCGGCGACCAAAGUAGGUACUACCAGCAGGCCGAGACCGCCGGCAACGACGCAGGCGACUACGGUGCGGAGUCCGAAGCAGGGUAUAGCGAAGGUGAAUAUAUGAUUGAUGCGAGGGGGAAUUACCUGAUGGACGAGCACGGCAACAGAAUUCCGUACCACAGCCCCUCCACAUCGCCGAGCCGCGCAAGAAGAUCGGAUGCUGGCGCUGAGGAUUAUGAGACUCCGGCGCCGCAGCCACCGACCAGCUACCCUCCAUCCAGCUCACACUGGGCGGGCACGCAGGCGGGUGCCCAGCCAGGAGCACAACUAGGUGCAGCCGAGUACGCCGGCCAAGGCUUUGCCGCACCUGGCUGGGAGCAACUGCCCCGACACCACCACCCCACCAGGCUCAGCGAUGUCAUAGAGGAGGACGAGCGAAGCCGCACGUCGGUCAGCCACGUGAGCCGUGCCUGA
This is a messenger RNA of Chaetomium globosum CBS 148.51, 2727 nucleotides long. RefSeq lists its product as uncharacterized. NCBI's taxonomy places the organism in Eukaryota, Fungi, Ascomycota, Sordariomycetes, Sordariales, Chaetomiaceae. The transcript is spliced from 5 exons. The coding region runs from base 1 to 2727 and encodes 908 amino acids. The record is from RefSeq and is a predicted model, not a curated record.